CCCCCCUCGAUGAUAUUGUGAUGGGGGGGGCUCGUUUGAACUGAGGGAGGGAGAGCAGGAAGCUCAGCAUGAGGACACGCUGUUGAGCUCUGUGGACUCCAAACCCUCCAACCAACUCCUCACUCUGGACUAAAGCCCUCGGAGCAGGAGGACCAACUCCUCACUCUGGACUAAAGCCCUCGGCGCAGGAGGACCAACUCCUCACUCUGGACUAAAGCCCUCGGCGCAGGAGGACCACCGCUCUUUUUAUAUCCGCCGUCCCCCCCGACUGGACUUGACUUUUGCGGAGAGGACUCCUGAGACGCUCCCCCUCUCCCGUCGUCCCAUCGUCGGUCAAUCACUACAGUCCAGUGCGCUUCUUUUCCGCACUUUGGUGCUAUUACCGCUGCUGCUGCUGAGUCUAGAGAGGUGAGUCGAGUCGAGACGAGACUCCUCUGUCCACUGCAGGGAUGGAGCUCCAGAGGGCCACCAGCAUGCCUGGACCCCUGUCCCCCGGGCCUCUGUCCCCCGGACACGUCUCCCCGGGCCCUCUCUCGCCCGGGCCCCUCUCUCCCGGGCUCGGCCCGUCCUCGCCCGGCCCGGGCCCCAGCGGUACCAGCCCCACCUCGAGCUCUGCCGCCGCCGGUCUCAGCUACUCCGCUCAGGCUGCCUACAACUACAACCAGCUGGAGGGCCGCUUCAAACAGCUGCAAGAUGAGCGCGAGGCGGUGCAGAAGAAGACCUUCACCAAGUGGGUCAACUCCCACCUGUCGCGCAUGUCCUGCCGCAUCACUGACCUCUACAUGGACCUGAGGGACGGACGCAUGCUCAUCAAGCUGCUGGAGGUGCUCUCCGGAGAGAGACUGCCGAAGCCCACCAAAGGGCGCAUGCGCAUCCACUGCUUGGAGAACGUGGACAAGGCGCUGCAGUUCCUUAAGGAACAGAAGGUUCACCUGGAGAACAUGGGCUCCCAUGACAUCGUCGACGGCAACCACAGACUCACGCUCGGCCUCAUCUGGACCAUCAUCCUCCGCUUCCAGAUCCAGGACAUCAGUGUGGAGACGGAGGACAAUAAGGAGAAGAAGUCGGCCAAGGACGCCCUGCUGCUGUGGUGCCAGAUGAAGACGGCAGGAUAUCCCAAUGUCAACAUCCACAAUUUCAGCACCAGCUGGAGAGAUGGCAUGGCCUUCAACGCCCUCAUCCACAAACACAGGCCCGACCUGAUUGACUUUGACAAACUGAAAAAGUCCAACGCUCAUCACAAUCUGCAGAAUGCCUUCAACUUGGCUGAGCAGCACCUGGGCCUGACCAAGCUGCUGGACCCAGAGGACAUCAGCGUGGACCACCCUGACGAGAAGUCCAUCAUCACCUACGUGGUCACCUACUACCACUACUUCUCCAAGAUGAAGGCCCUGAAGGUGGAGGGCAAGCGCAUCGGAAAGGUGCUGGACAAUGCUAUCGAGACGGAGAAGAUGAUUGAGAAGUACGAGUCGCUGGCCUCCGACCUGCUGGAGUGGAUCGAGCAGACGAUCAUUAUUCUCAACAAUCGCAAGUUUGCCAACUCCCUGGUGGGGGUCCAGCAGCAGCUGCAGGCCUUCAACACCUACCGCACCAUCGAGAAGCCUCCCAAGUUUACAGAGAAAGGCAACCUGGAGGUGCUUCUCUUCACAAUUCAGAGCAAGAUGCGAGCCAACAAUCAGAAGGUGUACAUGCCGCGCGAGGGCAAGCUCAUAUCAGACAUCAACAAGGCCUGGGAACGUCUGGAGAAGGCGGAGCAUGAGCGGGAGCUGGCACUGAGGACGGAGCUGAUUCGCCAGGAGAAGCUGGAGCAACUCGCACGCCGCUUCGACCGCAAGGCCGCCAUGAGAGAGACCUGGCUCAGCGAGAACCAGCGCCUUGUCUCACAGGACAACUUUGGCUUCGACCUGCAGGCGGUGGAGGCGGCCACUAAGAAACACGAGGCCAUCGAGACGGACAUCGGGGCGUACGAGGAGCGCGUGCAGGCCGUGCUGUCGGUGGCCACGGAGCUGGAGAAGGAGAGCUACCACGACAUCAAGCGCGUCACGGCGCGCAAGGACAACGUGCUGCGCCUCUGGGAGUACCUGCUGGAGCUGCUCCGCGCCCGCCGCCUCCGCCUGGAGCAGAACCUCGGCCUGCAGAGGGUCUUCCAGGAGAUGCUCUACAUCAUGGACUGGAUGGACGAGAUGAAGAUGCUGCUGCUGUCCCAGGACUAUGGGAAGCACCUGCUGGGGGUGGAGGACCUGAUGCAGAAGCACGCGCUGGUGGAGGCUGAUAUCGGCAUCCAGGCCGACCGCGUCAAGGCCGUCAACGCCACCGCACAGAAGUUCAUCAUCGACAUGGAGGGCUACAAGCCGUGCGACCCGCAGGUGAUCCGCGACCGCGUGGCCCACAUGGAGUUCUGCUACCAGGAGCUCAACCAGCUGGCGGCCGAGCGGCGAGCGCGCCUGGAGGAGUCGCGGCGCCUCUGGAAGUUCUUCUGGGAGAUGGCGGAGGAGGAGGGCUGGGUGCGCGAGAAGGAGCAGAUCCUGUCGUCGGACGACUGCGGCAAGGACCUGACGGCGGUGGUGCGGCUGCUGAGCAAGCACAAGGCCCUGGAGGACGAGAUGAGCGGCCGCGCCGCGCACAUGCAGCAGACGGUCAAGCAGGGCCAGGAGCUGGUCGCCGCCGGACACUUCGGCGCGGACAAGAUCGGCGAGCGCAUCGGCGACGUCCAGGAGCAGUGGGCGGCGCUGGAGCGGCUGGCCGCGGCCCGCAAGAACCGGCUGCAGGAGGCCUACGGCAUGCACCAGUUCCAGGCGGACGCCGACGACAUGGACGCCUGGAUGCUGGACGUGCUGCGCAUCGUGUCCAGCGCCGACGUGGGCCACGACGAGUUCUCCGCGCAGGCGCUGGUCAAGCACAAGGACGUGGCCGAGGAGAUCGCCAGCUACCGGCCCGUGCUGGAGGCGCUGCACGAGCAGGCCAAGGCGCUGCCGCCCGAGCACGCCGACUCGGACGAGGUCAAGGGUCGCCUGGCGGGCAUCGAGGAGCGCUACGGCGAGGUGGCCGAGCUGACCAGGCUGCGCAAGCAGGCGCUGCAGGACGCGCUGGCCCUCUACAGGAUGUUCAGCGAGGUGGACGCCUGCCAGGUGUGGAUCGACGACAAGGAGCUCUGGCUCAACAGCAUGGAGAUCCCCGAGAGGCUGGAGGACCUGGAGGUGAUACAGCACAGGUUCGAGAGCCUAGAACCAGAGAUGAACAACCAGGCCUCCCGUGUGGCGGUGGUCAACCAGAUCGCCAGACAGCUCAUCCACAGUGGUCACCCGAGUGAGAAGGAGAUCAAAGCCCAGCAGGACAAACUCAACACCAGGUGGAGCCAGUUCCGAGACCUGGUGGACCAGAAGAAGGACUCGCUCAACUCGGCGCUGGGCGUGCAGAACUACCACCUGGAGUGCAACGAGACCAAGUCGUGGAUCCGCGAGAAGACCAAGGUCAUCGAGUCCACGCAGGACCUGGGCAACGACCUGGCGGGCGUGAUGGCGCUGCAGCGCAAGCUGACGGGCAUGGAGCGCGACCUGGCCGCCAUCGAGGACAAGCUGGGCGACCUGGGCAAGGAGGCCGAGCGGCUGUCCGCCGAGCACCCCGAGCAGGCGCCGGGCAUCAAGGGGCGCCUGGGCGAGAUCAACGAGGUGUGGGACGAGAUGAAGGGCACGCUCCGCGCCCGCGAGGAGUCGCUCGGCGAGGCGUCCAAGCUGCAGGGCUUCCUGCGCGACCUGGACGACUUCCAGGCGUGGCUGUCGCGCACGCAGACGGCCGUCGCGUCCGAGGACAUGCCCAACACGCUGGCCGAGGCCGAGAAGCUGCUGGCGCAGCACGAGGGCAUCAAGAACGAGAUCCGCAACUACGAGGAGGACUACCAGAAGAUGCGCGCCAUGGGCGAGAUGGUGACGCAGGGCCAGACGGACGCCCAGUACAUGUUCCUGCGCCAGCGGCUGCAGGCGCUCGACACCGGCUGGAACGAGCUGCACAAGAUGUGGGAGAACCGGCAGAAGCUGCUGUCCCAGUCGCACGCCUACCAGCUCUUCCUCAGGGACACCAAGCAAGCCGAGGCCUUCCUCAACAACCAGGAGUACGUGUUGGCCCAUACGGAGAUGCCCACCAUAUUGGAGGCGGCGGAGGGAGCCAUCAAGAAGCAGGAGGACUUCAUGACCACCAUGGACGCCAACGAGGAGAAGAUCAACGGCGUGGUGGAGACGGGCCGGCGGCUGGUGAGCGACGGCAACACCAGCGCCGACCGCAUCCAAGAGAAGGUGGACUCCAUCGACCAGAGGCACAAGAAGAACCGCGAGGCUGCCAGUGCACUCCUGGCCAAACUGAAGGACAACACAGAGCUGCAGAGAUUCCUGCAGGACUGCCAGGAGCUGUCCCUGUGGAUCAGUGAGAAGAUGCUCACGGCACAGGACAUGUCGUACGAUGAGGCCCGCAACCUGCACAGCAAGUGGCUCAAGCACCAGGCCUUCAUGGCAGAGCUGCAGUCCAACAAGGAGUGGCUGGACAAGAUCGAGAAGGAUGGCAUGGCCCUGGUGGCGGAGAAGCCGGAGACGGAGCCAGUGGUCAAGGAGAAGCUGGGCACGCUGAAGCGGCAGUGGAGCGAGCUGGAGUCCACCACGCAGGCCAAGGCCCAGUGCCUGUUCGACGCCAACAAGGCCGAGCUGUUCACGCAGAGCUGCGCCGACCUGGACAAGUGGCUGGUGGGCCUGGAGGGGCAGAUCCAGUCCGACGACUACGGCAAGGACCUGACCAGCGUCAACAUCCUGCUCAAGAAGCAACAGAUGCUGGAGAGCCAGGUGGAGGUGCGUCAGAAGGAGGUGGAGGAGCUGCGGUCGCAGGCCCAGGCGCUGCGUCAGGAGGGUCAGAAGGACUCGGACGAGGUGGACGGGAGGCGGCGCGGCGUGGAGAGCAAGUUCCAGGGCCUGCUGGACCCCCUGCGCCAGCGCAAGAGCAGCCUCAUGGCCUCCAGAGAGAUCCACCAGUUCAACCGCGACGUGGAGGACGAGAUCCUGUGGGUGGAGGAGAGAAUGCCCCUGGCUACGUCCACUGAUCACGGCCACAACUUACAGACCGUCCAGCUGCUCAUCAAGAAGAACCAGACCCUGCAGAAGGAGGUCCAGGGCCAUCAGCCGCGCUACGACGACAUCUUCGAGCGCAGCAAGAGCAUCGUGAAGGCGGACAGCCCCAACGGGGACGUGAUCCGCCAGCGUCUGGCCGACCUGCGGGGCCUGUGGGCGCAGAUCAUCGAGGAGACGGGCAAGCGGCACGGCCGUCUGGAGGAGGCGCACAGGGCACAGCAGUACUACUUCGACGCCGCCGAGGCAGAGGCCUGGAUGAGCGAGCAGGAGCUCUACAUGAUGUCCGAGGAGAAGGCCAAGGACGAGCAGAGCUCGGUGGCCAUGCUGAAGAAGCACCAGAUUGUGGAGCAGGCGGUGGAGGAUUACGCCGAGACCGUGCACCAGCUCUCCCAGACCAGCAGGAACCUGGUGGCCGCUGGACAUCCGGAGAGCGAGCGGAUCAGCAUGCGCCAGUCGCAAGUGGACAAGCUGUACGCCGGCCUCAAGGACCUGUCCGAGGAGCGGCGGGGCAAGCUGGACGAGAGGUCGCGGCUCUUCCAGCUCAACCGCGAGGUGGACGACCUGGAGCAGUGGAUCGCCGAGCGCGAGGUGGUGGCCGGCUCGCACGAACUGGGCCAGGACUACGAGCACGUCACAAUGCUGCAGGAGCGUUUCCGGGAGUUUGCGCGCGACACAGGCAACAUCGGCCAGGAGCGCGUGGACGCGGUCAACCAGAUGGCGGACGAGCUCAUCAACUCGGGCCACGCGGACGCGGCCACCAUCGCCGAGUGGAAGGACGGCCUGAACGAGGCCUGGGCCGACCUGCUGGAGCUCAUCGACACGCGCACGCAGAUCCUGGCCGCCUCCUACGAGCUGCACAAGUUCUACCACGACGCCAAGGAGGUGCUGGGCCGCAUCCUGGACAAGCACAAGAAGCUUCCGGAAGAGCUCGGCCGCGACCAGAACACCGUGGAGACGCUGCAGAGGAUGCACACCACCUUCGAGCACGACAUUCAGGCCUUAGGCACGCAGGUGAAGCAGCUGCAGGAGGAUGCGGUGCGUCUGCAGUCGGCGUAUGCGGGGGACAAGGCGGAGGACAUCGCGCGGCGCGAGGGCGAGGUGCUGGAGGCCUGGCGUAGCCUGCUGGAGGCCAGCGAGGGCCGGCGCGUACGCCUGCUGGACACCAGCGACAAGUUCCGCUUCUUCAGCAUGGUGCGCGACCUCAUGCUCUGGAUGGAGGACGUCAUCCGCCUCAUCGACGCCCAGGAGAAGCCCAGGGACGUGUCAUCCGUGGAGCUUCUGAUGAACAACCACCAGGGCAUCAAAGCUGAGAUCGACGCCCGCAACGACAGCUUCACUACUUGCAUUGAGAUGGGCAAAGCGCUGCUUGCUCGUAAACACUAUUCAUCAGAGGAGAUCAAAGAAAAGUUGCUACAGCUGACGGACAAGAGGAAAGAGAUGAUUGACAAGUGGGAGGAUCGGUGGGAGUGGCUGAGACUGGUGCUGGAGGUGCACCAGUUCUCCCGUGACGCGGGGGUGGCGGAGGCCUGGCUGUACGGUCAGGAGCCGUACCUGUCCAGCCGCGAGAUGGGCCAGAGCGUGGACGACGUGGAGAAGCUCAUCAAGCGCCACGAGGCCUUCGAGAAGUCCGCCGCCACGUGGGAGGAGCGCUUCGCCGCCCUCGAGAGACUGACCACGAUGGAGUUGUUGGAAGUGAGAAGACUGCAAGAGGAAGAGGAGAGGAAGAGGCAGCCUCCACCUGUAGAGGCCCAGCCAGCAGAGGCUGCAGAGGCAGAGGCAGCAGCAGCAGCAGCAUCCCCCCAGCAGAAGGAGGGUGAGGCGGCGGCGUCUCAGAACGGGCUGUCGACGGAGCCGGACUCUCCCCGGGAGGCCGCGGGAGGAAGUGAUGUCGUUAAUGGAGUGGUGGAGCCCAGUCCGGGCCCGUCCCCUACGGCGAGCCGGAAGGCCAAACCCAGCCAGGCGGCCACUCUGCCAGCCAAGCCCCAGGAGACGGCCACCCAGAUGGAAGGCUUCCUGCACCGCAAGCAUGAGUGGGAGGGCCACAACAAGAAGGCCUCAAAUAGGUCCUGGCACAACGUGUACUGCGUGGUGAACCAUCAGGAGAUGGGCUUCUACAAGGACAGCAGGAGUGCCGGCCAGGGCGUCCCGUACCACAGCGAGAUGCCCGUCCGCCUGCGGGACGCCACCUGCGAGGUGGCCGUGGACUACAAGAAGAAGAAGCACGUCUUCAAACUCAAAAUUUGUGAUGGGAACGAGUAUCUCUUCCAUGCCAAAGAUGAUGAGGAGAUGAAUUCCUGGAUCCAGGCGAUCUCCAGCGCCACCCCUUCGGACCGCUCUGAGGUGGCGCCGAGCAGCCACAGCACCCCCGCGUCCAGCCGCGCCCACACCCUGCCCGCCACCGCCACCGCCGAGUCCAGCCCCGGCAAGCGCGAGAAGGACAAGGAGAAGCGCUUCAGCCUCUUCAGCAAGAAGAAGUAGAAACGCUUAAGAAGCUUCCUGACCACGACGGCAGCCAUCUUGUCCUCCUCUUCCUCCUCCUCCUCCUCCUCCUCAUCCUCGUUUUCCGAAAUGAGAGAAGAAGAAGAAAAAAAAACAUACAAACAAAAACAAAAAAUGAUAUUGCGAGACUCCAGCAUGCAAGCUCAGAGCCAAAACUCCACACUCGGUGCCUAAUGACCCUCGGGCGGGGUCGGAGGUCAACUUUGGCGUUCUUUUGUAAUAAGGAAGAAAAGAGAGAAUAUGGGGUGGGGUGGGGGGGGAAUUACCCGAGGGUGUGCGAUGCUUUGGGCAGCUUCCAUCGCGAAAUCAUUCCGAAAAAGUCCCACGAGAGACAUGUUAUGUUGUUAGGGUUACUUUGUCCUUGUUAUGGUUUUCCUACUUCUCAUCAUGUCCUGCUUUUGACUCUGUUUUUGUUCUUCCCCUUUUCUUGCUCUCUUUCUCCUUCUCUUUUGUAACUGUAUGCAGUUUAUAGGGUCUACCCUCAGUUUUGUGAGGCUUGCGUUUUUUUCUGCUGGUGAGAAGCAAGGCGUUGGUGCUUUGGACUCGAGCCACAUGGUGUUGAAUCGCUAACUUCCUGUUAAAUUUAAUGAACUAAUCAAUACUCCAGCCAUAAGCUUCAAGAAUCUAAGUCUACAGAACAUAAUAAACUUAGUAGAAAACACAUACAUUUGAAUGCAAAGCCACAUUAGUACCUAAUAUUGAUAACAUAUGCUGGAAAUCUUAAGAGUUAAAAGAUAACCGGUCAGGUUGGAUAUUGAUGAAGGACUAGUUAUACAAAACAUGUUCUGAGCUCCAUUGGUUUUUUUUGUUUUGUUUGUUUUUUUUCCUGUUUUUUUUUUUUUUUGUUGAGUUGCAUUAUAAUGUAUGGAUAACAUUUAUUUAGAGAAGAAGUAUGAACAUAGAUGUACUAUAAACCCAUUAAAGGCGUUGUUGUUCAGUGGAUACAUUUGAAAGUCCAGCCUUUACCUGACGAGUUAAACGUGACUGAAACCUGGCUGCUUGCUUGUUGGCUAUAGCACUGCGUGUUUUCAUUUUGCUAUUUCUGGCUAUUUGAUAAAUAGUGCGCAUUUCUGUCACUGUAACUAUUGCAAUGAAAAAAUGUCCAUCAUCUUGCACAACAAUCAGCAAUGCCGUGAAGCCAGGUGCCCCCUCUGGGGGGCCCAGUAGAACAUGACCCAUCCGCCUGGCCCCUAACAUGGAGGAGAUCUGCACCUGUAGCCUUUUACCCCCUGUUAAAUAUGUGCAAAGUCAUUAAAAUGCUUUUAAAAUGA
This is a messenger RNA of Sardina pilchardus (European sardine), 8878 nucleotides long. RefSeq names its product spectrin beta chain, non-erythrocytic 1-like. Gene Ontology annotation, cellular component: spectrin; cell projection; plasma membrane. Gene Ontology annotation, biological process: protein localization to plasma membrane; actin cytoskeleton organization. Gene Ontology annotation, molecular function: phospholipid binding; actin filament binding; structural constituent of cytoskeleton. Lineage: Eukaryota; Metazoa; Chordata; Actinopteri; Clupeiformes; Clupeidae. The record is from RefSeq and is a predicted model, not a curated record.